Molecule: messenger RNA, 4687 nt
Organism: Mugil cephalus (flathead mullet)
Lineage: Eukaryota; Metazoa; Chordata; Actinopteri; Mugiliformes; Mugilidae
Gene: osgn1
Product: oxidative stress induced growth inhibitor 1
Exons: 8
Coding region: 143-1735 (530 amino acids)
Source: RefSeq, a predicted model, not a curated record
CUCCGAGCAGCAGCUGUAGGUCAACGGAGCACAUGUGCGGAAGAAACCGGGCGAAGAGAAAUGUGUGAGUGCUGAAGCUGGAAGAAAGAAGAUAAAUUCACAAAGUCUUGGUCUCUUCUGAGGACGCAAAGCUUUAACGAAAAUGGAUCUUCACGAUAAAGACAUUCUCCCUGGAGACAUUUUGCCUGUGGUGAUCAUCGGUAAUGGCCCUUCAGGGAUCUGUCUGUCAUACCUCUUGUCAGGUUACACCCCCUACCUGUCACCCGAGGCAUCGCACCCUAACACCCUGCUGCAGAGCAAGCUGGAAGAGCAGCCUCACCUUUCGCUGCUAGAGCAGGAUCUGGAGUACCUGUGCGAGGGGCUGGAGGGCCGAUCGUCCAAUCCCGUGGCGGUGCUCUUCGAUUCCCUGCUGCUGCCCGACAGCGACUUCGGACUGGACCACAUCUCGCCGCUGGAAUGGCGAUACGAGCCGGAGCGUGCGGUUCCUCACCUGGUGCUGGGGAAGGGUCCACCGGGAGGAGCCUGGCAUGCUAUGGAGGGCUCCAUGCUAACCUUGAGCCUGGCUAACUGGAUGGAGCUUCCUGGUCUCAAACUGAAGGACUGGAUGAGAGACAAACGCAGAAAUGUACGAAAUGACCGUGCAACACCAGCGGAGAUCGCCUCCUACUACCAGCACUACGUUACCCAGAUGUCCCUGGAGCACAACUUCGCCUGUGGAACCACCGUCACCUCGGUGACCAGGCAAAACGGAAACCAGGAGGGGUCACCGGCGUGCUGGCGAGUGACGGGACUGCAGCGAAGAGAAGGAGAGGAACUGGCAGGUGGUUCCUCUGUUUCCGAGGAGGUGCCUUUCUCCGUGUUGGCCCACAAUGUGGUGCUGGCGACGGGAACGCACGACAUCCCGGCCCGGCUCGACGUGGAGGGCGAGUCCCUGCCGUUUGUGUGCCACUCCUUCUGGGAGCUGGAGGCCGCCAUCUCUCGCGGCGAGCUCGACCAGUCCUCGGACCCGGUGCUGGUGGUGGGGGCGGGGCUUACGGCGGCCGACGCUGUACUGGCUGCACACCACCUCAACACGCCCGUCUACCAUGCAUUCAGACGCUCCGUCACCGACCCUGGCCUCAUCUUCAACCAGCUCCCCAAACUGCUCUACCCAGAGUACCACAAGGUUCACCAGAUGAUGACUCAGCAGCAGCACCAACCGAGCCCUCGGCCACAGGACCACGCCCAGAACCUCCGCUCCACUCCGUCGUCUCCAUCCUCCUCCACCUCCUCUUCCUCCUCGUCCUCUUAUCCGGGCUACCUGAGCUUCCCCCGUCACAGGGUCGUGGAGUUCCGCCCUGACAGGAAGUGCGUUUUGGAGUCGGACUCCGGCGAGCGGACGGUGGUCCAGGUCUCCAAGGUGCUGGUUCUGAUCGGCGCCCACCCGAACCUCUCCUUUCUGAAAGACAACGGCCGUGAGCUCGGCAUGAACCCCAAAGAACCGAUCACCUGCCGGAGGAACCCGGUUGAAGUGGACCCGUUCACAAACGAGGUGGUUGCAGCAGAGGGGCCGGGCAUGUACGCCAUGGGGCCGCUGGUCGGAGAGAACUUUGUCAGGUUCCUGAAAGGAGGAGCGCUUGCUAUCGCUAGCGACCUCGCCAAGAGACAGAGGGCGGGAGGGGAACUGAGCCCGGACAGAUUAAUGGACAGAUGGGUGGACAGGCAGGUGUCGGAAGCCGAGGUCCUGCACUCGUAGCAGAGUGACGGGACGGGAGAAAAACUAAAACUCUGAACGCAUCCGGGACUUGCACUGGUUUGGACAGAUGUGGAUCUGGUGCGGCAAAAUAAAAAUCCUCCAGAUGUGAGGCAGCCUGAGGAGCAGCUCCACAAACACAGAGAGCUGUGAUGAUAAAAUCAGAAAUGCAAAGGGCAGCCAUACUGUAUGUUGAUGGAGGUAGAUGCUGUAGUGAAGCAGAGGCAGAUGGUACGUUUGGGUCGUCCCUGUCGAUAGAUUAGCAAAUAGCAUAUCCAGAAAACAACGCUAAAGUAGAGGCGACUUGUUUGUUUCUUCAAGACGUCUUCAGUUAGAAACGACUGGUGGGGAGUUUAGGUUUUCAUCAGGAACACGUGUGGGUGGAGCUCACCUAAAACCCACAGGACUAAUAAAGAAUGAAUGACCAAGACCAUCAGACACAGUAAAGAUGGCAACGUCCAUGUUUACCUUUGAAAUUCUUUCCUAAUGGUAAUUAAAUGUGCAUGUAUGAGAAUAGAAAAAAAGUCUGAUUUUAAUACAAAUACAUUGUUACAUAAAUACAUUUUGAUAAGAAUCUUUUUACCUUCAUGUUGUUAAGGAUUUGUGAUUUUGCAGUAAAAAACAAAAACUCACCUCAUCGUGCCAUCUACCUGUCAGACGACGCAGUUUAUCACCAAUAAGCUCCUUCACAAACACUUAAACCAAGAAUUCGUUCCUGGUCUGUAAUUUUUGUUUGAUUUUAAAGACAAGUAGAACACAUUAUAUUUAAAUAACCACAUCUACAUUUAUUAAUGGUUUACAACCUGCAGUGGACGUACCAGUCGUAAACUGGAUAAAAAAAAAUAAAUUACUAGUGGACAAAAACAGAUGUGGAGAAGGAGAACUGAUAGUUUUCCUUUAAUCACAAAAAAGUUUAAUCAGUAUAUAAGACCAAACAACCCUAUUUUUUAACCCUGACGAUAACAUGUUGUUAAAAAAGUUUUAACUUCUGUUUUUUUAUUUGUUUUUUAACACUACAUUGUUCAGAAAUAGUUCAAACUAAUCUAAUAAUUUGCUGUGUCUAUACAUAAUUCAUGACGUUGCUGUUUGAAUCUGUGCUGCUUUUGUUUUUCUGUUUUUUUUUAAAUCAUGUGACUGUACCUGUCUUUGUUCAUCUCUGAUGCUUCUGAAAAGAUUUUAUACUUCACAAAACAACAAAAUAUAUAUAUAUUUUCUAAUUCUCUAAUGAAUAUGUUUCAUUCUCAGUGUUUCUUUGGCCUCACUGGACGAUCCAGUGUGUAAUCCGGUCUGUCCGGCUUUAACUUCUUUGAUUCCUUUUAAAAGUUUAUAUCUGAUUUUAGAAAUCAGGACGACGGACAUUGAUCUGUUCUAAUCUAUCUCUGUUGAAACACAUUUGAUAUACAGAGAGUGAUCUGGUUAUUAACACCUCUUCCUCGUCCGAAAAAUGAUUUAGAAGUAGUUUGAAGAAAAUCAGUUUAAUAUAAAUAUGCAAUAAAAAGUAGUUUGUAUUUUUAUACUGUGUGGCGACUUCAGCUCAGUUGUACAAAAUGCUGCAGAGAAGCUUCACUGAGCAUGAUGUUAAUCUUAUAAAGUCCCUCUGCAGAUAUUUAUAUAUGUAUUUUUACAUCUAUGAGGCUGUUAAUAGCAAAAUAUUUAAGAUUUUAGAACUGUAACUCCGAUAGUUGGCCGAAGCUUGGACUUAAUCAUCGACCGACGUUUGUGUUUGUGCCAAUAAAAUGCCGACGGCCACAAUUUGAUUUUAUAUAAUAAUUAUAAUAAUAAGUCCCACAAAAAUGCCGGCGACCUGUCUGUGGUCCUCUGCUUCAUCCUCACUGUACUAAAAACUUUAAAAGAAAAUGAUAACUUGCCUAAACUGAAUUUAUCUGGGACUAUUUUUUGCGGCGGAUUAAUUCAUAUUUGGUUCUUCAGUGAGGAAUUGUUGCAGCAGUGACACAAAAAACCUACCUACCCAUAAAAAUACCAAAACAAUAAAUAAACGUUUAAUUGUAGCAACAGUCCUUUGCUUCUAAUUUUAGCUUUAUUCAGCUACUUAUCAGAAUAUGUUAACAUUUUUGCUAUAGUAUAUAUUUCCACUAUAGUGCACCUAAUUUUAAAGAGACAAAUAUAGAAGAUAUUCUGUACAGUAUUAAUGUUUUCUAUAUUAGUGACGGGAAUAAUUAAAUAUUAUCAAUGGAUCGUUGGGUCUUGUUAUAAAUACAUUCACCAAAAACUCCCAAGAGUGAAGCUCACAUCUGUGAGGUUUUUUUUUAAUAAAGAAAAUUAUUUAAAAUGUCCUAAAUGUCAAUCAAUGAGGUUAGUUUGACGUGAGUUUUAAUCCAGGUGGUAAUAGUUGAUAUGUGGCUGUACAUUACUACUACUGUAAUUCAAUUCAGUUUAACAGCACCAUAAACCACAUCCUCCAGAAUGAUCCUCCAGUUGAAUUAUUUCAGCAUCAACUGAACAUUAGAUUAGUCGUGAAGGAGGAUUCAGUGUAGGACUGUUUUAUUAGAUUGUACCUAAUGAGCUGGCAAGAGGGUGCAUGUAGAUAUAUGUUGUAGAAGCAGAAUGAUAAACUGGGAGUUCAAGAGUUUAAUCAACUGGAUCUUUUAUUUUUUCAGCCUUUAUUUAACAGUGCAAUCUGAGGCGUGUCUUCCAUGUUAUUUCUUUUUAAAAAAUCCUGACGCAAUAAAUGAAUCGUGUGUGUCCAUGAAAAUGAAGAGACAUUUAGCAGACGUUAUGGUGUGUUAUAUUAGAAUUCAUUCGUUUUGACUUGUGUACCUAAUGAAGUGGCAAGUAAAUGUAUUUUGGGGGGUGUUUAUGUUUGAUCUGAAAUGAUUAGUACAGGAGUGCCUUAAGAGACAUUAUCCACAGCUUUAUGUUUUUGUUUUACAGCAGAAAUGAUAUCUGAAUGUUUGCUUUGCAGUAAAAAAUAAUAAAAAAAAAAAUCACAUCCUG